Nannochloropsis gaditana CCMP526 is the source of this 953-nucleotide messenger RNA. It is a transcript of the gene RP-S3E, whose product is annotated as small subunit ribosomal protein S3e. Bases 11 to 742 code for a protein of 243 amino acids. Gene Ontology annotation, molecular function: structural constituent of ribosome; RNA binding. The record is from RefSeq and is a predicted model, not a curated record. Gene Ontology annotation, cellular component: cytosolic small ribosomal subunit; nucleus. Gene Ontology annotation, biological process: translation. The transcript is spliced from 2 exons.
ACAGUCAACCAUGACCACCAACAUCUCCAAGAAAAGGAAGUUUAUUGCGGAUGGUGUCUUUUAUGCCGAGCUGAACGAGCUCCUGACGCGUGAGCUGGCUGAGGAUGGGUACGCCGGCGUAGAAGUUCGUGUAGUGCCCCUUCGCACAGAAAUCAUUAUCUCAGCCACGCGUACGCAGAAUGUGCUGGGUGAGAAAGGCCAGCGCAUUCGCGAGCUGACUACGGUGAUCCAGAAACGCUUUAAUUUUCCCGACGGUGUCGUUGAACUUUUUGCUGAGAAGGUAGCAUCACGAGGACUCUGCGCACAAGCCCAGGCCGAGUCUUUGAAGUACAAGCUGCUGGGGGGCCUGGCGGUCCGACGAGCUUGCUACGGCGUGCUUCGUUUUGUGAUGGAGCAGGGUGCCAAGGGUGCCGAGGUCAUUGUCUCGGGCAAGCUCCGUGCGCAGCGUGCCAAGAGCAUGAAAUUCCAGGACGGGUACAUGAUCAAGUCCGGGCAGGCGAAGCGAGAAUACGUGGAUUACGCAGUGCGGCAUGUGCUGAUGCGUCAAGGUGUAUUGGGUGUCAAGGUGAAAAUCAUGCUGCCGCACGACCCUGCUGGCAAGAUUGGCCCGAAAGCUAAAUUGUCGGAUGUGGUGAAUGUGCUGGAGCCCAAGGAGGAGAUCGAAUUGCCUGUUCCCGAGCCAGUAACGAUGUCAUACGGGGGGAUGGGUGGGAUGGCACCCGCACCCAUGGCUUCUUACUGAGGAGCGAAGGAUGAAAGGGAUUGAGAGGAAGACUGCCCUAUGCAGAAGAUUGCUUUGGUAGCUUGUCGAUCUGGAACAUCAUUUACAAGCUGCUGGCAUGUCAUCUUCUUGUUUGGCGUGAAGAGGUGUUGCUGCAAGGGAGGUUAGAAGGAAGACUCGAAGUUUCAAGGAAAAGAAAAGAAAAUCGGGCAUUCGAAGAUUCAACAGGAAA